Molecule: messenger RNA, 1599 nt
Organism: Williopsis jadinii
Lineage: Eukaryota; Fungi; Ascomycota; Saccharomycetes; Phaffomycetales; Wickerhamomycetaceae
Product: high-affinity inorganic phosphate transporter and low-affinity manganese transporter
Exons: 1
Coding region: 1-1599 (532 amino acids)
Biological process (GO): transmembrane transport
Cellular component (GO): membrane
Molecular function (GO): transmembrane transporter activity
Source: RefSeq, a predicted model, not a curated record
AUGGCUGACUUUAACUUCGAAAAGCAAAACCUGCCACAAAAGGUUGUACAAGCGGACUCAAGUCUUGAUAUUGAGACUGGAAGGGUGUCACUACAGAGUGAAUAUGUCGAAGUUGAAGGCAAUGACCCUAUUCUCGCUGAAAAGAUUCAUCUCAUCAAUGAUGCUAUUGAUGAAAUUGGAUUUACAUGGUACCAUGCAAAGUUAUUUUGUAUUGCAGGCUGUGGUUACUCCAUAGAUUCGCAAAUGGAAAUGGUUCAAGUAACUGUUAGAGUGUACGUGGACUACCAAAUGCUAGGUUCUGGCUUCCCAAUAUCAACUGAGAUCUUCUAUGCAGGGCUCAUUGCAGGGUCUAUUGUGUUUGGUAUGGGAUGUGACCUCAUUGGUAGAAAACUGGUGUUCAAUUCCUCCAUUUUACUCACUUCAAUUUUUGGAUUUUUCACUGGAGGUACAGAUAACUACCCAAUGUACUGCAUCUUUAUGUUUCUAUCUUCGAUGGCUGCAGGAGGUAACUUGGCUACAGAUGUCUCAGUCUUUCUAGAGUACCUUCCUUCGAGGUACCAGUGGAUGAAUAGUUCCAUGGCGUUAUUCUGGGGCAUUGGACAAACCAUCGCAGCUUUGAUUUCUUGGGCUUUUAUCCCAAGUAACUCUUGUGCUGGACCUGAAUACUGUCCUUCUAGUAUAAACAGAGGAUGGAGGUACUGCUGGUACGUCAACUCUGCAAUUUGUCUACUCGCUGCUCUAGCUCGUCUCUUUUUUCUGAAGAUGGAUGAAACACCUAAGCAUUUGGUUACCACAGGAAGGGAUGCGGAAGCUGUGGAGGUUCUACAAAAGAUUGCCAACAAGUACCAGCGGACAAUGUCAUUAACACUCGAGCAACUGGAGUCAUGUGGACCCAUAAAACAAGACUAUUUUGAUCCUUCCAAAGAUGGUUAUAACAUAAAAGCACUGGGGAAAGCAAUGCUUACGAACUUGGCGAUCUUAUUCCAGAGCAAACGUGUUGCAAGAUCAACCAUUCUGAUCAUCCUUUCGUGGGCCUUUAUUGGUCUGUCUUACUCAACGUUUUACAACUUUAUCUACGUCUAUAUUGCUUCCCAUGGAGGUGACACAGCAACCUCCACUUAUAACGCUUACCGGAAUAACGUUUUAGCCAAUUUUACUGGAAUUUUCGGUCCCAUCCUAGCAGGGUUUACCAUUCUGAUUAGAUUCAAAAUGUUCAGCAGGGAGUUUGUUUUUGGAAGAAGAGGAACGAUGAUUUUCGGUUCACUGGCAUCAAUGGCUAUUCUGUUUGCGUAUACUUCUGUGAGAACUGCUGCUGGUGAUGCAGGUUUCAGUGCAGCAACGUAUUUCUUUACCAAUGUUUAUUAUGCUGCGCUGUACGCAUAUACACCUGAAGUGUUUCCAACAAAGGCAAGAGGUACAGGUGUGGGUGUAUGCUUGAUAGCUGGAAGAAUAUUUGGUGCAUUUGCCCCUGUGAUCAAUUACUUUGGUGCGCAGUCGGGUAGCUCAGUUCCGAUUUGGGUCUGUGGUGCUGUUAUAGGCUGCCUCUCGAUUCUUGCGGCGUUGAUGCCAUUUGAACCAUCACUGAAGAGAACUGUGUGA